Hippoglossus stenolepis (Pacific halibut) is the source of this 2045-nucleotide messenger RNA. RefSeq names its product coiled-coil domain containing 47 (gene ccdc47). Gene Ontology annotation, molecular function: calcium ion binding. Gene Ontology annotation, cellular component: endoplasmic reticulum. Lineage: Eukaryota; Metazoa; Chordata; Actinopteri; Pleuronectiformes; Pleuronectidae. Gene Ontology annotation, biological process: endoplasmic reticulum calcium ion homeostasis. The transcript has 13 exons. The record is from RefSeq and is a predicted model, not a curated record. The coding region runs from base 160 to 1623 and encodes 487 amino acids.
GAGACCGUGGUCACGUGAUAUCCGGUGCGAGACACCAGCCGAUACCAUGCUUUUAAUUUGAAAGAACAUCCCCGUGCCUCCUGGACGUCACUACAAGGACAGUUCAGGUGAAGCUCAGCCAGCGUCACGUUUACUGACAGAGAUUCUCGAGGUCCGACAAUGCGAAGUGCAUAUCUCCUCCUGAUACCCGCGCUGCUCCUCCUUCUGGUCUUUCCUGUCACAAGAGGGCGUUACAAUGAUGACUUUGACGAUGGCGAGGACAUAGUGGACUUCGAUGACAAUGACUUUGCUGAGUUUGAGGACAUGAAUGAGGAUCAGGCAGCUGAGGCCGAAACUGACCCUCCACCUCGAGUCUCACAGUCCUCACAGCCUGAUGAGGAUGAGGAUGAAGAUGAAGCCACCGUGGAACUCGAGGAUGGCCAGGAUGGCUUUGAGGACUCUGAGACACAGGAUCAAGACAAGUUUGACCACGAAGAGUUUGAGGGGAUUGGACCCAUGGAGAAGACUGGCCACUCCAUGAAGGACCCUCUUAUAAUCCACACAGUUCCUGCACAUCUGCAGAACAGCUGGGAGAGUUAUUACAUGGAGAUCCUGAUGGUUACUGGCCUGCUGGCCUACAUCAUGAACUAUAUCAUCGGCAAGAAUAAAAACAGCCGCCUCGCGCAGGCCUGGUUCAACUCACACAGAGAACUUCUAGAGAGCAACUUUGCACUAGUGGGUGAUGAUGGCACCAGUAAAGAAGCAGUGAGCACCGGGAAGCUGAAUCAGGAAAACGAACACAUCUACAACCUGUGGUGCUCUGGACGUGUUUGCUGUGAAGGCAUGCUGAUCCAACUCAAGUUUCUUAAGAGGCAGGACCUGCUCAAUGUUCUGGCCAGGAUGAUGAGGCCUGCCGGUGACCAAGUACAAAUCAAAGUGACUCUUAAUGAUGAGGACAUGGACACUUUUGUGUUUGCUGUGGGCACUAAGAAGGCAAUGGCAAAACAUCAGAAGGAGAUGCAGGACUUGAGUGAGUUCUGCGGUGACAAGCCCAAGUCUGGGGCCAAGUAUGGGCUCCCUGACUCCCUCACUAUUCUUAGUGAGAUGGGUGAGGUCACAGAUGGAGUGAUGGACAACAAGAUGGUGCACUACAUCACCAACAAUGCCGACAAGAUCGAGUCCAUCCAUUUCUCGGACCAAUUUUCUGGUCCAAAAGUUAUGCAAGAGGAGGGUCAGCCAUUGAAGCUGCCUGAGACCAAGAAGACGCUGUUGUUUACAUUUAAUGUGCCUGGUAUGGGCAACACCUCUCCCAAAGACAUGGACUCUCUGCUUCCUCUCAUGAACAUGGUGAUCUACAGCAUUGAUAAAGUCAAGAAACUCAGACUCAACAGGGAGGGCAAACAGAAAGCUGACAGGAACCGGGCCCGGGUGGAGGAGAACUUCCUGAAGCAGACUCACGCUCAGCGCCAAGAGGCAGCUCAGACCCGCCGGGAGGAGAAGAAGAGAGCUGAGAAGGAGAGAAUCAUGAAUGAGGAGGACCCUGAGAGACAACGUCGUCUGGAGGAAGCAGCCCAGCGACGUGACCAGAAGAAGAUUGAGAAGAAGCAGAUGAAGAUGAAGCAGAUCAAAGUAAAAGCCAUGUGAAAUGCCACCACAGGGUUUGAGAUACAAGCACACACGGAAGUAGUGCUCAGUUUUCUCCAGCUUCUCUCACCACAGCUCUGGCUCACGGUCGCUCCGGCUCCAAACAGAAAUCCUGUGCCUCUGGGUGUGUCAAGCUUUGCUGCUUGUGCCACCACCUGCUCCAUUUGGUGUGGCUAAAGCUUAAUGACUGAGAGGGACUUUUUUUCACCAUCAAAUCUGUCGCCACAAAUCAUGCCAGGAUAUUUCCUUUUUUUCCUUUUUUCUCUAAAACUAUCUUCUCAAAACUAAUCAAAGCUCUGUUUGAAAGCUGUGUAGCUCGAUGAGGUUUUUAAAAUAAUUUUUUUAUUAAAGUUUGUUUCUUGCAGGCUGUUUAUAUUGAAUAUCUGAGCAAACAUAAUAAAGUGCACUGGAGUCUGUUGGAA